UUGUACAGUUUGUUUUGCAACGCUUUUACAGCUUUGUUUUAAACGCCUUUACAGCUUUGUUUCGCAACGAUUUUACAGUUUUGUUUUGCCUAACCGCCUUUUAAAAUCUAUGAUUAAAACGGGUAUCUGUGGAGCUCUUUCGUUCUGAUUGUAGUUCUCCAGUCUGCCAUCGAGGGCAGAAAUUGGUAGCGAAAGUAGGGCAAUUUGGACUCUAUAUAUCUCUAGGUCGUUGAAUAUAACUUUUUUUAAAUUUUUUUUUAAUAUUGCACUUUUUGUUUUAACUGUAUUAAAUAACAAGUUGAAAUCGAUGUAAUCGUUGAAAUGCGAUAUUCUCGGUUAAUCUCUGUUUAAUUAAAAGUGCAAAAAUAAAAGGAAUAUUUAGAUAAUAAUGUCUCCUAGAAACCGUUUUCUGUAUAAACUCAGGUCAAUGGUGGUCGUCACAGGUGGUGCCCUUGGACUCUGCUCGGCCGUCAGCGUGUACCGCGAGAAUGAGAGGUUUUACGAUGGCGUCGUGGUGCCCCUGUUGUCGAUGCUGGACCCGGAAACUGCUCACAACGCAGCUGUGGUCGCCUCCAAGUGGAGGCUGGUCCCUCCCAGCAGGUUCACGGAUCCGGACAGCCUCCACACACGGGUGUGGCACCUGAAGUUCUCGAACCCUGUGGGUCUAGCAGCGGGCUUCGACAAGCACGGGGAAGUAGUGGAGGCAAUGCACGGGUUCGGGUUCGGGUUCGUGGAGGUGGGCUCGGUGACGCCUCGCCCGCAGCCUGGCAACGACAGGCCGAGGGUGUUCCGGCUGCCGGACGACCAGGCCAUCAUCAACAGGUACGGGUUCAACAGCGAGGGACACGACGCGGUGCACGACCGGAUCAGCAGCGUGAAGGCCAGUCCCCGCUUCCCUGGGGUCGUCGGGAUCAACCUCGGCAAGAACCGAGACGCUCAAGACCCCGUGGGUGACUACGUUAAAGGAAUAAAAAAGUUUGGAGCUGUUGCUGAUUAUCUUGUCAUAAAUAUUUCCAGCCCCAACACCCCGGGCCUGAGGGGCUGGCAGAGCAAGGAGCGGCUGGCCGCCCUCCUGGGGGCCCUGGUCUCGGCCCACGCGGAGCUGUCGGAGCCCCGCCCGCCCCUGCUCCUGAAGCUGGCCCCGGACCUCGGUCCCGACGAGAGGAGGGACGUCGCAGAAGUGCUGCGGCGCAAGGAGUGCCGUGUGGAUGGGCUGGUGAUCUCCAACACGACAGUGGAGCGAGCCCCCUCGCUGCACGGGCCACAUGUCGCCGAGGAAGGAGGACUCAGUGGUCGGCCGCUGUGCGACCAGUCAACAGCCAUGAUCGCAGAGAUGUAUCGCCUCACUGACGGCAGGCUGCCCAUAAUCGGGGUGGGCGGUGUGUUCUCUGGACGAGAUGCGUACGACAAGAUCCUCGCGGGGGCUAGCCUGGUGCAGCUGUACACUUCCUUCGUGUACCACGGCCCGCCCCGGGUCACCAGGGUCAAGCGUGAGCUGGACCAGCUUCUCAGGUACCUGCGUGGUCAGGGGCAGCCGGCAGCUUUGUUGAUUGUUGGUACCUCUCGUUGGCAGCAAAUCCCCGUUUUUAUGAUCCUUCACGGUUCCCAGGAAUAGGGUUUUAAUAGAAUAAUAAAUAUUUUUGGUCCGACUGACACUCCCUUCCUGGAAACUUAGUAAAAAUAUCCCUUUCACACACCGUUCCGUGUUGCGUCAUCUGGCUAGAAAUAGACAAGUUUUCAAACUCAAAUUUAGAAUCUGUUUUAGUGGUAGACAUCUUCCGAAAAGGACGGCUACCCAAGGAAAGCAUAUUGGACUAUUUUCUGUAACCAAACAAGGCAUAAACACAUAAAUUUGACACAUAUCGCAUAAGGAAAAUUAAAAACCUUUUGAUUAAAAUUGUAAUUUAUUAGACGUUAGCCGUAACUAUAUACCAUGCCAGAGAGGUCAAGAAGGUUAAGCGCUGUAACAUUGCUUUGUUAUCGCUCAUGCCAACCAGUGAGUAUGGAGACUGGAAAUGCUGGGGAGGACAGGUGGCGGUCAGUGUUUUUCCUGCUGGGGGGGGGGGGGGGGAGACUUAGGUUUAUUUAUUAGGCUGUGAAGGGACCCUUUUUGGUCAACCCAUGUGAAAAGAUGAUUGCUUGAACUGACAAAAUAAAAAACAUUGCCGGCUGCAGUUAAAAUGAAAGUCAAAAGGGCAGGCAUGCAUCCAGUCUGUUGAGGUGUGUAUGUGUAUCUGUACUCAAAAAACAUGUCAUAGCAUUUCAGGAUAACAGUUUAACAGAGUCCUUAUAUGUUUAUAGCCAGACUUUUCUACGUGAUCUCUACAAGUUCCGUAGUCAUGUUUUGAACAAAAGUAAUCACCGGCUAGCUAGUGUCGAACCCUGUUUAACAGACACACGUAAAGCUUUUAUCAGUUUGCUGGCAGUUCUAAUAGAUUUUUACUCUCAACUUAGUUAAAAUUAAGUAAGCCAAUAAUGCAUUUGUUAUGUCUCUGACCAACCGUGUUAGAUCUGUCAUUUUCUGCAUUAGUUUUCUCAUAAUUUACAUUGCUCAAAGUAGUUAAAAAUAAAAA
Molecule: messenger RNA, 2573 nt
Organism: Bacillus rossius redtenbacheri
Lineage: Eukaryota; Metazoa; Arthropoda; Insecta; Phasmatodea; Bacillidae
Gene: Dhod
Product: dihydroorotate dehydrogenase (quinone)
Exons: 7
Coding region: 389-1615 (408 amino acids)
Biological process (GO): pyrimidine ribonucleotide biosynthetic process; 'de novo' pyrimidine nucleobase biosynthetic process
Cellular component (GO): cytoplasm; mitochondrial inner membrane
Molecular function (GO): dihydroorotate dehydrogenase activity
Source: RefSeq, a predicted model, not a curated record